CACCGUAGUCGUACUAACCAAUUCUCAAUAUGUUCUCUCGCAUUCUCGCACUCCUUCCUCUCGUCUCGCUCGCCGUCGCCAACCCUCUUGUGGCUCGCAGCGAGGUCGACGCGCUCAAAAGUGCUUUAGACGGCAUGGCCAGCACCGUCGGCGACAUCAGCACAGCGGUCGACGCGUUCGAGUCCAAUGUCGACUCCACCCAUGCUUUCGCCGUUGGCAGUGCUUCACAAAAAUUAGACAACCAAAUCAAGGAGGCCAUUCCGCUUGUUCCCACCCACGUCGUAUCCGAUGCGGACGGCGAGACGAUUUGCGCCGCUUUCACAGACUUCCUUCCCUCGCUCGUUGAUGCCUUUGACAAGAUCGUUGGCUGCAAGAGCGAUUUCGUAGCCGUCCAUGUCGUUCCCUUCGUUUGCCAGAUCGUUGAGGAACUCGCGAAGGAUAACGCCGUCUUUGUUAGUGAUCUCAUGGCUGCUACCCCGUCCGCUUACAAGGAUUGUGCUCAGGAAUUGAGCGAUACCGUUUCGGCAGAGACGGCGAAGGUCCAGGCCGCAUACUGUUAGAAGGUGAACUUGGAUGUCAGGGUCAAUUAAAAUGUUUUUCAUUUAGCUGGCUCGAAAUACCGUUGCCAUCGAUUUUCUUUUGUCCUGUCUGAAUAAAUACGUGAUUUGAUUGUGCUUUAUUAGUCUAGGC
Molecule: messenger RNA, 690 nt
Organism: Desarmillaria tabescens
Lineage: Eukaryota; Fungi; Basidiomycota; Agaricomycetes; Agaricales; Physalacriaceae
Exons: 4
Coding region: 30-560 (176 amino acids)
Cellular component (GO): extracellular region
Source: RefSeq, a predicted model, not a curated record